Molecule: messenger RNA, 2412 nt
Organism: Schistocerca gregaria
Lineage: Eukaryota; Metazoa; Arthropoda; Insecta; Orthoptera; Acrididae
Product: ankyrin-3-like
Exons: 1
Coding region: 280-1683 (467 amino acids)
Cellular component (GO): cytoplasm
Molecular function (GO): protein binding
Source: RefSeq, a predicted model, not a curated record
UCGAGAGUGGCUCCACUGCAUGUUGCCGCAGAGAACGGCCGUCUGUGCGUAGUGAAGGCGUUAGUUUCCGCUGGUGCAGACGUGAAUGCCGAGGACGACAAAAAUGUCACCCCUUUACUUUCUGCUGUGGCGCAGAAUUCUGAAGACGUGGCCAGAUUUCUCGUAGCAAACGGAGCUGCUGUAAAUGUGAAAAAUUCGUACCGUUAUACGCCGUUGCAUUUCGCAGCCGAAAAGGGAAAUGUUAACGUAACAAAGCUGUUGAUCCAGAACAAGGCCGCGAUGAAUGCAAAGCAUGUGGGAGGCUUCACCCCUUUGCAUUUGUCCAUACAAAACAGACAAACCGCAGUAAGUCGGAUUCUGAUAAACAGUGGAGCAGAUGUGAAUGUGAGAGAUAUUGAGAGAUGGACCCCUCUACAUAACGCAGCAUACAGCUUAUACCCAGCUGAAACCGCUAGGCUGUUGAUUGCGGAAGGUGCUAACACGAAUGCGAGGGACAAAGCUGGAAGAACACCCUUGCACCUUGCUGCAGAGAAUAAUUUCACCGAUGUAGUUAACAUCUUGAUCAGAAACAGAGCAGGCGUUAAUGUCACUGACUUACGAAUGUGGACACCACUGCAUAGCGCAGCUUACGUGGGUAGUGUGGACGUCAUAAAGAUUCUUACCGCCAGGGGUGCUCAAGUAGAUGCGAGGACACGCAAACGGGCUACACCCCUGCAUUUCGCAGCAGAUUACUGGCGUGUCGAAGUAGUUAAAUAUCUUUUGGCAAAAGGAUCCGAAGUUAAUGCAGCUGAUCGCAAAAACUGGACGCCACUUCACUUUGCAGCAGAUGAGGGUUCCAACGACGUCCCUUUUACGUUGUCAGGACACUCGUGUGCUCGUGCGCAGGAUUCCAAACUGAAUACCGUGAAAGUUCUCAUUGAAAGCGGAGCAGAUGUAAAUGCAAAGGGUAGCAGAGGUGAAACCGCACUGCACCUAACUGUGAAGUAUGGCGAUCCAGUAGUAGCUAGAUGCUUAUUAGAGAAUGGUGCAUAUUAUGAUGUGACAACCAAAUACUACUUUCGUAUCAUGACUGUUUCGCAGAUUGCCGCGAUAAAAGGGAACAAGGAUGUAAAUGCUUUAUUGCUUGCUAUCGAAAACCUGUUCGAAGCUGUGAGAAAAGCCAAGUGUGCUGAAGUUGAAAGAUGUAUUCAGGAAGGAGCACCGGUCAACAGCAGAAGCGUCAAGUAUGAUACACCACUUACGUAUGCGUCUUGGAAAGGACACUUAGGCGUUGUUAAUGUUUUGCUUAAAAAUGGGGCGGCUAUUAAUUUGAGCAACAGCAAUGGUAAUACUCCUCUACAUUAUGCAGCAAAAUUUGGGCAUCACGAAAUAUUAUGCGUCUUAUUGCAACAUGGUGCAGUGUACAAUGCAAGCACCAAAACUGGCAAAAAAACGCCGUUACGUUUCGCCCAAAAAAGUGGAAGAAAAGAAGUUCAAGAGACUCUAAAACUGAUUGAACGUAUGUUUACUAGAAUCAGGAGAAAGGACAAGAAAGUGCUAAAAGAGCUGAGUGAAUUGAAUAACAUAAAAUGUGCAGAAUAUCAUGCCAUAAAAAAUUGCAAAAAUGUAAAUAAAGAAACUCUGACACAUAUAGCUUCAGAAAAUCGAUUUUACGCUGUAUGUAAAUUGUUUUCUGAUUUGUAGUAGAGUACUUGGUUAUUGCUCAGUGAAUGGUUUGACAAAAGUAGAUAAAAUUCAUGUAACAUUAUAAUAAUUUUGUGAACUUUUUUUACAGUGACAAAAGAUAUUUUAGUGUUAUCAGCAGCAAAGUACUCAUCAUAACUUUUUCACUGAAGAUAAAAUUGUAUCACAGUGUAAUUACAAUCUACGUGUAUUUGAGUUGUUUAAAUGUUAUCUUUUACUUAAUUCUAGUGAUGAGUCACUGAAAACCAAUGUUAUUGAGUUUUGCAUAAAUAGUAACCCCUAACGUAAAGCAUUUCAGAAGUUCAAAAGUCUAUACUUGUGUGUAAAUGUUCUUAAUGGUUUCUCAGGGGAACUGAUAAAACCCUGUCUCUUACUUCUGUAAUUUUUAUGUUCAUUCUCAACUUAAUGUUAAAAGAAUGUGAAAAUACUCUGUAAGCUAGCUAUUUCUUUGAAUGCUCACAAGCCUUGUGAUUUUCUGAACAAUGCAAGAGUUAUUCCAAAGCAAGAGUUAUUCCCUCCAUUAACUGUGGUAAAUGUGUUCAUAAUGUUGACAUUUCAAAUUUUAUAAAGUUUCAUGCUUAAUAUCUAUUUGAAAAUAAUAAAAAUACAUUCUGUGUAUUCAAAUAAGAGUAUGAGGUGCUGCACAGUCAUUGACAUUUAUAAGCCAUAUUUAUCUUAUUAUUCUCAUUUUUGUAAUAAUUGAAUAAAGUCUUUCAAGAAUUGCUGUAA